Molecule: messenger RNA, 2291 nt
Organism: Ceutorhynchus assimilis (cabbage seed weevil)
Lineage: Eukaryota; Metazoa; Arthropoda; Insecta; Coleoptera; Curculionidae
Source: the annotation of a GenBank genome assembly
CCUCAACUGGUUUCUGUUAUGUUACAUUACUCCCAUAUUUUCAUAGUUGUAUGAUUUCACAUUUUUCUUACCAGCCGUCAUAACUCAAAUCCUAAAAACAUUCUAUGCGAAAAACUUUUCAGCAAAGUACCUAUUUUAAAAUAUUUGUUACUUUAAAUUAUUGCAGUUGAACAUCUAAUGGUAUUGAUUCAUGAUAUGUCAGCUAGUAUAAGGAAAUAUCCUCAAAGUGUCUAUGAUGCAAUUCAAGAUUAUUUUGUUCGUAAAGAAGAUGAAAUCUUUUCGUAUGUGCCUUAUUCUAUUUGGACAGGAUUAGCUUUUCAGGUAUCAGACGAAAAUCUUUGGCGUGUCAUCAGAGAAGACUAUGCAAAACUAUGCAGACUUUGCGCUCUAAUAAACACACAGCUUUCCUGGUUUAUUAUAACAUCAUUUUUUACAAACCUCUACCAUAUCUUAACACAAUUAUUUACGAGUUUACGCCCUAUUGAAGACACUUUUCAUAAAGUCUAUUUUUAUGUGUCUUUUUUCCUUUUAAUUCUCCGUGUCACAACUGUUUGUAUUUUUGGUGGAGCUGUUUACGACGAACACGAACAAAUCACUGGGAUUUUAACUACUGUACCAUCACCAUGCUACAAUAUUGAAGUAGAAAGAUUUGUUAUGCAUUUGUCUACAAGUGAAAUGGCAUUGAGCGGCAAAGGAUUUUUCAAAAUCACAAGGAACCUUAUAUUAAAAGUAAGUUUAUUUUAUAAAAAGUAUGCGAUUUUAUUUUCUUUAUCAAAAUUUCAGGUUAUGAGCGCCAUUGUAACUUACGAAUUAGUUUUAAUUCAAUUUAAUCAACAAGAGUUUAAAACCAAGGAUUUGUAACCUAUUUUGUGCUCAAUGAACGAAAAAGGAGAAAAAAUAUUUCAAAUUUAUAUAAAAAUUUAACUUAUGCUACAUGCUACUAAAAGUAUCAAUAAUCUAUAAAAUAUAAUAUGUCACGUCUGUCCAAAACGAACUGUAUAUUUUUAAAAUCUGUCCAACAAGCCUGCGGAUUAGUAAAACAACCUACCCAUCUGGAGGUUCGUUACUACUGGUCAAUUUUCAGCCUGAUUUACACCUUAGAGUAAUGGGUGGUCAUACAUUUUAAAAUAAUUGGCAUAACUCAGAAUAUAAAUUUUCAGUUCUGUGGAGUAUGUAAAUCAAAUCAAAUCAAAUUGUAUUUAUGUGAAUUACAUAAUAUAGUGUUUACACAUGUCAGACAAAAAAUAAUAUAAAGUACUUAGUGAUAACAUCAGUAGACUAACAAUUGAGAUUUGUCACAAUAGUAACAUUAGCCAAUAGGGCUUGCUAAAAGGAUUAAAAACUGCUAAAAUAAUUGAACAUGACAUAACUAUUACAAGUGAACAUCAAACAAACUCUACAACACUAUCUGAAUAUGUAUAAGAAAACAAUAAGCACAAAAAAUAGUUAAAAAAAAAAAUUAAUUAUUAAAAUUGUUGUAUGGCAUUUUUAAACGUGUCCAGUUGCAAUGUUCACCCUGGAGUUAUACUUAACCUGGGGGUGACUUGCUAUUAAAAAACCGGCGCAUAAUAGAGCAGGACUUGUGAAGGUUGGGAGUGGUGCGAUGCUAAAUGUCUUGUGUUUAAUUUUGAAAGCCAAACAUUCUUUAAUUCAAGUGCUCCCUUGUUGGCAUCGCACUCUGCAAGCAUAGUCUGGAAGAGACAGAUGCAAGAUAUGCAGAAAACUGUUGGAGAUACAUCUGCUUAUAAUAAUAGAAAUAAUAAAAAAUUCGAUACAAAAGUUUUAAAAUAUUUUUGUUAAUUUGUAGUUAUUGAUUCUGUAAAUUAAUGUCGAGCUUUUUUUGAAUUGAAUUGAAUUAAACCAACUUCGCCAUAUUUACUCCGUAGGUUCGUUGGACAAAGUUAACUUAGCUAUUAUAGGAAGAUAAUCAAAAUAUGACAUUUAAAAACAAAUUAUUUGUAAGCAAUAUUUCUGGAUUUAUGUGACACAUAGUUUGAAGCAGUUCAAUAAGUAUCAAGCUCACUUAAAAGUACAACAAAAAGCAAUAAAAAUACCCAAUUUCUUAUGGAUCAUCGACAGCUGGCAACCAAAAAGCCAUAUUUGUACAGGCAGAAGCCAACAUCAUAUAUUUAGGAUUAAAUUGGACACAUUGCACUGGUCCAGGAUGAUCUGCAUUCAAAACGCAAACUUUAUAACCAGUGUCCGCGUUCCAAACGUGGACACGACCAUCUGUGGAACCACUGAAGAUAAAUUGAGAGUCUGGACUGAAGCAUGCUUCUAUUGGUAUGCCU